Molecule: messenger RNA, 565 nt
Organism: Talaromyces proteolyticus
Lineage: Eukaryota; Fungi; Ascomycota; Eurotiomycetes; Eurotiales; Trichocomaceae
Exons: 1
Coding region: 203-517 (104 amino acids)
Source: RefSeq, a predicted model, not a curated record
UUUAUCGACAGUGAAAACAAGAUAUUAUCUAUGCCUAUGCUUAGCUAUGUGACCAUUCCUUUGUCAACUCCAAUAAUAUGUCUAUGGAAUAUCAGAUGCCAAUCUCUGUCGUCAAGAUAGUAGUAUCACAAUGCAGCAAGAACAAGAAACAUAGUCUGUAGAUACCCGAAACGAACCACUCAACGCCCUAACAACCUAGUCCAUGCUUUUGUCAUUCCUAAUAGUUUGUACAGUAAUUCAGAGAACAGCUUCAGCUAUAAUCAGGAUAGACAAUAUGGGCAUCCUUAACCUUCUCAACCACCCGCGCAGGAUUCCCCCAUGCAACACUGAAUGGAGGAAUAUCUCUGGUAACAACAGAGCCGGCGCCAAUAGUACAGCCUUUCCCGAUCGUCACACCUGGGUUGAUAAUCACUCCAGCUGCAAUCCAGCAGUCAUCUCCAAUGGUAACGGGCCGAGUAUAGACAAUACCAUCUCGGCGAGAUUGAAUCUCUUUGUAGUGCAGGUCAGUGACGAUUAGGACAUUAGGGCCAAUAAAUGUCCGGUUACCGAUAGUCACGAAGCCGCU